AUGGGCUACAACAGUAUAAAUAGCCACACGGGUUACACACGGAUACACUUCUGUCUUUAACGUGAAGCCUGUAGCCCACACUCUCACCAUGAACAAAAUCGUAUUCGCCGUUCUCGCCCUCGCCGUUCUUGCCAUGAACGCCCAAGCCAGCUUCUAUGGAGGUCUUGGUGGUCUUGGUGGACUUGGUGGACUUGGAUACGGAGGUCUUGGAUUCGGUGGACUCGGUGGAUUCGGCGGUGGAUUCGGUGGUAUUGGUGGAUUCGGUGGAAUCGGCGGAUUCGGCGGUAUUGGUGGAUUCGGCGGUAUUGGUGGAUUCGGCGGUAUUGGUGGAUUCGGCGGUGGAUUCGGAGGACUCGGUGGAUUGGGCGGUCUUGGAUACGGUGGUCUCUACGGGGGAAUAAUCGGAAAAGGACUUUACUAUUAACUUGUGGAGUCAAGCAAAGUCCGUGUUAAAACGUUAUAGACAACUUCGUAACUCGUCCAUAUGUUGAACUAUAAAUAAAUUAUUUUUAUUAAA
Messenger RNA from Physella acuta, 517 nucleotides. RefSeq lists its product as uncharacterized. NCBI's taxonomy places the organism in Eukaryota, Metazoa, Mollusca, Gastropoda, Physidae. The record is from RefSeq and is a predicted model, not a curated record.